AUGCUCGUUACCAUUGUAGGUGCCGGAUGGAGUGGCUGCCAUCUGGCAUGCGAGCUCUCCAAAGAAGGUCACCAAGUCAUUCUCCUAGAGCGCGAAAGCCGCAUCUUCAAAGGCACCUCUGGGUCCUUUGGCAUUCGUCUCCAUAGAGGCCCUCACUACCCCCGUUCCAAGGCCACUCGCGUCAACUGCCAGAAAAACUUCGAGCGCUUCCGCGACAUGUACGGCGACCUUGUCGUCGACCACGAGUUCUCGCUCUAUGCCAACGGGACCGUCGACUCGCAAAACUUCCCGUCCAAGGUCUCGGAUCAGACCUUCCACAAGGUCUGCAACGAAAUCCCCGGGUGCAAGAAAAUCGACCUGGCCGCCCGCAACUUUGCCGAGAUGGGCUGCGCCUACGACGUCAACGAGCCCAGCGUGGCCAUUGGUGCCCGUGCGCGCUGUCACUUUGAGAAGAAGCUCGAGAAGGCCGGUGUGAGUUUGGUCCUCGGCGCAACGGUCCAGAGCAUCAAGCAGGUCUCCGUGUCCAGCAAACAACGGCCCAACAUGUGCAUCACCUUUCAGCAGCGGAAGUCGUCUGGCCCCGAGAGCCAGGCUGUCACGAUAACGUUCCUGAGCCACGUUGCCAUCAACUGCACUGGCUUCCAGGACUUUGUUCCCGAGGCCGUCAUGAACCAGUCUUCCCCCGUCUACUUUGAGCACACCUACCAGGCGUGCCUGGCACUCAAGUUUCGCGACAACUCGCCCACCUCCACCAAGCCAAUGUCGUUUAUCUGCAUGGACGGCUGGUUCCCGUGCCUGAUGCCGGCCAUUUCCGACACCAAGGACGACGCCACCCCUCACCAAGACUACAUCCUCACCCACGGCGCUUACACCAUCCUGGGCUCCUACGACAGCCCCGAACAGGCGCAGCACGUCCUCGACAAGAGGCUGACCGACGAGCUCGUCUCGGAAAAGAUCCGCGGACCCGCCGAGAGCGAAAUGUGCCGCUUCUGGCCCGAGUUCUCCCGCCGCUUCAGCUACAAGGGCUGGUACGGCAGCGUCUUGGCCAAGCCCAAGUGCCCCACCGAGUUUCGAAGCAGCUUUACCUUUGAGAACCAGGGCAUCAUCCACGUCUUUCCCGGCAAGGUGACCAACGUACUCGACGCGCACGACGAAGUCCUGACCCUGCUGCAAACAAAGGGCGCGUCCAGUCCGUUGAUCAUCGAGGAGGACGGCUGCCGAUUUGUCGCCAAUGGUGUCUUUGGCAAAGGCCGUGCGGAGCUGAGGAAAAAGUGCACGCAAAAGGACCGCAGCACCAGUAGCCUGCAGACGUUGGACGUCAUGGUUGCGGUUUGA
Messenger RNA from Hirsutella rhossiliensis, 1335 nucleotides. RefSeq names its product FAD dependent oxidoreductase domain-containing protein. The record is from RefSeq and is a predicted model, not a curated record. The coding region runs from base 1 to 1335 and encodes 444 amino acids. NCBI's taxonomy places the organism in Eukaryota, Fungi, Ascomycota, Sordariomycetes, Hypocreales, Ophiocordycipitaceae. The transcript has 3 exons. Gene Ontology annotation, molecular function: oxidoreductase activity.